AAUAUUCAAACCACCGCCGUCGACUCUUCCAAGGCCAUCAACACCGUUCUUGAGAGCCGCCAGCUUCAACGAUUUGUAGUUGUGUGCUCAGAGAACCCGUUCGUCUUCACCAUCCGUGCCGACACCGCCUACUGUGGAGCCUCAAAGAAUGGGCACAACUGUCACGCCUUUGCAAUGUGA
Molecule: messenger RNA, 180 nt
Organism: Caenorhabditis elegans
Lineage: Eukaryota; Metazoa; Nematoda; Chromadorea; Rhabditida; Rhabditidae
Source: the annotation of a RefSeq genome assembly